Molecule: messenger RNA, 731 nt
Organism: Aethalodelphis obliquidens (Pacific white-sided dolphin)
Lineage: Eukaryota; Metazoa; Chordata; Mammalia; Artiodactyla; Delphinidae
Product: antileukoproteinase-like
Exons: 4
Coding region: 50-499 (149 amino acids)
Biological process (GO): antibacterial humoral response; innate immune response
Cellular component (GO): extracellular region
Molecular function (GO): serine-type endopeptidase inhibitor activity
Source: RefSeq, a predicted model, not a curated record
AGGUAUAAAUGGGGGCGGCUGGGCCAGCAGAGCCACCCCUGCCCUCACCAUGACGUUCAGUGGCCUCUUCCCCUUCGUGCUUCUUGCCCUGGGAACCCUGGCACCUUGGGCUGUGGAAGGUGCUGGAAAUGCUUUGAAAGCUGGAGACUGCCCUCCUAGAAAACCUGCCCAGUGCCUUAAAUAUGAGAAACCCAAGUGCAGCAUUGACCGUCCGUGUCCAGAGAAGAAGAAAUGUUGCCCUGAUGCUUGCGGAAUGACAUGCCUGGAUCCUGUCAACAUCUUGAACCCAGUUGAGGAGAAGCCUGGGAUGUGUCCAGUGUCCCUCGCCCGAUGUAUGAUGCUUAACCCCCCCAAUCGAUGUGAGACAGACAGCCAGUGCAUGGGUGAAUUAAAGUGCUGCGAGAGCUUUUGUGGGAAAGAGUGCCUGCUCCCUGUGAAAGGGAGUUCUUGGGGAGAGAAUGUGGAGAUGACUUGGCUGGUUCCUGUAUUGAAGUCCUGAUCUCAUUUUCUCUCACAGCCUGAUUCCUGCCACUUGGAAGUGGCUCUGGAUUCCUACUCUGCGUGGUGUGGGAAUUCCCUUCUACUCCCACGCUUGGAUCACUGGGGCACUCCGUGGUGAAGCCUUGGUCCUAUCACCAAUAUCUUCUUUGCAGAAAGGCUUGGCACCCAGUAGGCUGCCAGCAAAUGCCUGUUGAUUGGUCAAUAAAUAAAUGAGCAUAUUUCUCUCUGUA